AUAAAUUCAGCUUUUUUGUGAACAGGGCCUUUCAAUGUUCCUGUCACCUCCUACAUGGUACUUACGAAUCCUUCUGACAAGAAGGUCCUAUUCAAGAUCAAAACUACGGCUCCCAAGAAGUACUGCGUACGUCCGAACUCUGGAGUAAUGGCGCCCAACGGAAAAUCCGAAAUAGCGAUAUCUCUGCAACCGUUCUUGUUCGACCCGGCCGAAAAAAACAAGCACAAGUUCAUGGUGCAAACCGUCUUCGCUCCCGACGGAGAAUUCAACCUCGACCAGCUGUGGAAGGAGAUCACGCCCGAGCAGCUGAUGGACUCGAAGCUGAAGUGCGUGUUCGAGAUGCCGGAGGAGCCGCAGGCGAGCGAAGGGGUGGCUGGGAUUGGGGCAGGCGAGGAGGCGAAGGGCGGCGUCAAGGGGGCGGGAGGCCAGGGGGUGGCAGAGGGGCGGGGAGGUGAGCCGGGUGGUGGGUCUGACGGGGCGGAGUUGCAGAAGGCCGCCCAGGAGGUGAGUGCGAUCGGAUCGGUCCAGCAGCUGCGCCAGGAAGAGAUGGAGCUGCGCCAGGAGAACCUCAAACUCAAAGAGGAGAUCCUGCAGCUGAAACGGCAAGUGGGCGUGGGCGCCUCCUCCGCUGCCCGCCCCACGCCCGCCAACCGAUACGCCCCGCCUGCUCAGCCUGAGCAGGCCUUGCCCGUGGCGUACAUCGCGCUGGCCGUGGUGCUCAGCCUGCUGAGCGUCCUGCUAGGCAAGUUCGCGCUCUGA
Messenger RNA from Phaedon cochleariae (mustard beetle), 759 nucleotides. The record is from the annotation of a GenBank genome assembly. NCBI's taxonomy places the organism in Eukaryota, Metazoa, Arthropoda, Insecta, Coleoptera, Chrysomelidae.